Molecule: messenger RNA, 1857 nt
Organism: Rhinocladiella mackenziei CBS 650.93
Lineage: Eukaryota; Fungi; Ascomycota; Eurotiomycetes; Chaetothyriales; Herpotrichiellaceae
Exons: 3
Coding region: 1-1857 (618 amino acids)
Biological process (GO): proteolysis
Molecular function (GO): tripeptidyl-peptidase activity; serine-type endopeptidase activity
Source: RefSeq, a predicted model, not a curated record
AUGGCUACCCUCAUGCUGGCCGCGACCCUGCCCUUGCUGGCAUCAUCUUUCGUUGCAGCCGGUCCCGUCGCUCGUCGUGUCGACCUUGUUGUCAAAGACCAUCACCCGGCUCCAAGAGCAUGGUCCAAUCUGGGUCCUGCUCCAGGCGAGCAUUUGAUUCACCUUACCAUUGGUCUAUCUCAGAGUCGCUUCAGUGAGCUUGAGCGUCAUCUGUAUGAAGUCUCCGACCCGUCCCAUGCACGUUACGGACAACAUCUAUCAGCGGAAGAAGUGCACAGGCUUGUCAAACCAUCAGACGAUGCUUCUGACGCCGUCCACGAAUGGCUAGAAGAGCAUGGAGUGGAUUUGACCCAACUCAAGUACAGUCCAGCAAAGGACUGGAUCUCCGUCACCCUGCCGGUCUCCCACGUUGAAGAGCUCCUCCACACCGACUACUCGGUCUAUGAGCAUCACGACGGUUCUACUCUGGUUCGCACAGAAAGCUACUCACUUCCACACUACGUUCAUGAACAUAUCAGUACAAUUCAGCCCACCAAUUCAUGGGCACGACUUGAAGGACCCAAGAAACGAAGCGGGAUUCAGAAACGCUCUUCCAAGGUCCACGAAGUCACCGCCGAUUGGUCGCCUCCUGAGGAGAUUCCUCUCCCUUCCAAUGCCACCGUGCAAGCGGCCUGUAACUUUACCGCCGUGACUCCAGACUGUCUCCGGAUUCUCUACGGCACCAUCGAUUACGAGGUCAAAGCGGGUGGCAAGAACAAGAUGGCCCAUACCAAUUACUUGGAGGAAUCAAACAAUCGGUCGGAUAUCAGCAUUUUCCUUGGGAAAUACCGUCCAGAGGCCCAGGCGUAUGCAUAUGAGUUCCCGGCCAUCUCGAUCGCUGGCGGUAUCCUUGACAAUGGGACCAAUGUCGCUGCCGAGGAUCGGGACCGGGAAGCCAACCUGGAUGCCGAAUAUAUGAUUGGCAUUGGGUAUCCGACCCCAUUGACAACUUAUUCGACGGGUGGGCGCAACCCGACAUAUGUUCCGGACAUCUUGACGACGGAUAACAGCGACGAACCAUUCUUAGUGUGGGCCAAUUAUAUGGUCGGUCUCUCUGACGAAGACAUCCCACAAGUCAUUUCUACCUCAUACGGGGACGACGAGCAAACCGUCAGUCGAUCGUAUGCUCAGGCUGUCUGCAAUCAGUUUGCUCAGCUGGGCGCUCGGGGUGUGACAUUGUUCUUCUCCAGCGGCGAUUUUGGAGUUGGCCAAGACGACACUUGCUACAGCAACGUCGACAACUCGACGUACAUGUUCAUCCCAAGUUUUCCUGCCGACUGCCCCUAUAUUACGGCUGUGGGUGCUACUACGGGCUAUCCCGAGUCUGCUGCGUGGAGAAAAUUGAGCUCCGGCCUGUAUUUCACCAGUGGCGCCGGUUUUAGCAACUAUUUCGAUCAGCCUGCCUAUCAGGCCGGGACGGUGAACGAGUAUAUCGAAGGACUUGAUGGGCUCUACGAUGGCUUCUACAACAAGUCAGGGCGCGCAUACCCCGACAUCUCAUGCAUGGGACAAGUGUUCCCAACCAUCUGGAAUGGCAGCACACUCGGCCUGGUCGGCACAUCUGGCUCGUCGCCAAUUUGUGCAGCGAUCUUCAGUCUCCUGAACGAUGCUUUGAUCGCUGAAGACCGCCCAUCAAUGGGCUUCAUCAACCCCUGGCUCUAUUCCCGAGGACAUAAGCUGUUUACGGAUGUCACGAAUGGCACUUCUGCAGGAUGCAACACGACGGGAUUCCCUACCACGAAAGGUUGGGACGCCGUCACGGGUUGGGGGACUCCGUACUUCCCCAAACUACUUGAAGCGUUUGGCUUGAAGAAGUAA